Messenger RNA from Phyllostomus discolor (pale spear-nosed bat), 5261 nucleotides. It is a transcript of the gene PROKR1, whose product is annotated as prokineticin receptor 1. The transcript has 2 exons. Gene Ontology annotation, cellular component: membrane. NCBI's taxonomy places the organism in Eukaryota, Metazoa, Chordata, Mammalia, Chiroptera, Phyllostomidae. Gene Ontology annotation, molecular function: neuropeptide Y receptor activity. Gene Ontology annotation, biological process: neuropeptide signaling pathway. The record is from RefSeq and is a predicted model, not a curated record. Bases 163 to 1332 code for a protein of 389 amino acids.
GGCUUAGGAUGGAGCUCGGGUACUGCACCCCAAGGAUGCUGGCAGGGACACUCUGACUCCUUAAGGCACAGCUGAGUGUCAGCAAAAAGAGGAGACAUCCACUUCCUAGACCUUGUCCCAGAGGAAAACCCAGCAGUGUUGCUCAAGGCAUCACCCCGCCAAAUGGAGAUCACCAUGGGAGUCACAGGUGAGAAUGCCACUGGCUUCCUGUCUGUGCUUGACCCCCGCAGCGCCCAAGCUGCUUCCUUCCUAUUCAACUUCAGCUAUGGCGACUAUGAUACGCCCUUGGAUGAAGAUGGGGAUGUGACCAAUUCUCAGACUUUCUUUGCUGCCAAGAUUGUCAUCGGUAUGGCCCUGGUGGGCAUCAUGCUGGUCUGUGGCAUUGGCAACUUCAUCUUCAUCAUUGCCCUGGCCCGCUACAAGAAGUUGCGCAAUCUCACCAACCUACUCAUCGCCAACCUGGCCAUCUCUGAUUUCCUGGUGGCCAUUGUCUGCUGCCCCUUUGAGAUGGACUACUACGUGGUGCGCCAGCUCUCUUGGGAGCAUGGCCACAUCCUGUGUGCCUCUGUCAACUACCUGCGUACUGUCUCUCUCUACGUUUCCACCAAUGCCCUGCUGGCUAUUGCAAUCGACAGAUAUCUGGUCAUCGUCCACCCCCUGAGACCCCGGAUGAAGUAUCAAACAGCCACGGGCUUGAUUGCCUUGGUGUGGGCGGUGUCCGUCCUCAUCGCCAUCCCUUCAGCCUACUUCACAACUGAAACGGUUCUCAUCAUCGUCAAGAACCAGGAGAAGAUCUUCUGCGGCCAGAUCUGGCCGGUAGACCAGCAGAUCUACUACAAGUCCUACUUCCUCUUCAUCUUCGGCAUCGAGUUCGUGGGCCCCGUGGUCACCAUGACCCUGUGCUAUGCCAGGAUCUCACAGGAACUCUGGUUCAAGGCCGUACCUGGUUUCCAGACGGAGCAGAUCCGGAAGCGGCUGCGCUGCCGCCGGAAGACAGUCCUGGUGCUCAUGUGCAUCCUCAUGGCCUACGUGCUGUGCUGGGCGCCCUUCUACGGCUUCACCAUUGUGCGCGACUUCUUCCCCACGGUGUUCGUGAAGGAGAGGCACUACCUCACGGCCUUCUACAUCGUGGAGUGCAUCGCCAUGAGCAACAGCAUGAUCAACACCCUGUGCUUCGUGACCGUCAAGAACAACACCAUCAAGUACUUUAAGAGGAUCGUGCUGCUCCACUGGAAGUCUUCUUAUAAUGGGAGCAAGUCCAGCGCAGACCUUGAUCUCAAAACCGUGGGGGUGCCCGCCACAGAAGAGGUGGACUGCAUCAGGCUAAAAUAACCCAGGGGACCUUUCAACGUUUAAACAGGGCCUUUGGGACAUUGACGGGUGUGCUUAGAUACACGCUGUUAACCAAGAACUCUUGGUUUGCCUCAGAAAGCAGAGCAAAUGGACAACUAUGGGAAUAUUGUGUUCAAGGAGCUUAGAUUUUCUAAAACUGAGGUGACUAGACACUAUCACCAGUGACCGACAUUCACUGAACAUCUAAUUUGUGCAAAGAGUAGGCAAUGGUGAAACCUAUAUAUGUUGAUGACAUAUAAUGGGCAAAAAGAAAUAGGGAUUAAACUAAGAAAAAUGUUGGGGCAGCCUGGACUAAGGAGGCCCCAGAGGGGAACCUGAGUAGCCAUCUAGACUGUGGCACUUGUGUUGUAGGAUGAGGUUCUUUCUGGACAAUCUCAGCUACUCAUCAGACUCUGAUGUAACCCAUCUCUGGGAUUGUUCUUAGGCUUCAGUUCACUCCUAGCAUUUGUGGAGUUGGAGCAAGAAUACAAAACAGCCUCCCAGUUCUUUGUUCAAUCCUUUUCUUCUCAUUCUUGAUCCUGAUCUCACUGUGAGGAGCCUUACGUGCAUGCACAUGGACAACUCAGUAUGCAUGGCCAAGUUGUGUCCAGACCCUCUUCCUGCAUACUGCCCCAUGGCCACCCUCAGGCCUAGGGCUGUGUCCAUAGGUGGUGAAGCCCAUCAUUCUGAGGAUGAACCUGAGGAAGAAGCCACAGAGACCCUGGAAGCCAUUUGUACAAGGAACUAAGGGGUUCUGGGUACCUGGAGCAAGUCAAGAUGGAAAAGCCUGGGCUCAGAAUGGAUAUGUCCCCUUGGCUUAAUGGACUUCUAACCCUCAAUGGGAGGGGUACAGGUAGAGGACCUUUGAAGUGUGUGAGGCUCUGGGGAGGGGCUCAGGUUCUCUGGGUCUGAGGGUGAUACUGCUCCCACCUCGCAGUUAUUGUGACUCGGACCAGUUAGGCUUCUCUUUAAGUCCUUCUCUUGUCUUCAUGCUUGUGAAGCAUAGAAUCUCUGAACAUAGACACAACACCUCAUGAAUGUGGCUAUCAGCCAUUUUUUCAUUCCCACCAGCUUUUACUCUUAUUGGUACGAUUUAAGGGCAAGAUGCCUUUGUCACUGGUGCCUAGGUCCCAUCAUAGCCAUUAUUCCUUUGGCUUAAAAUUUGAUUCUCUUUUAAAAUGGAGGUAUUUUGGGGAGGCAUAACCCAUCACAUUUCCACUCCUCAGUGACAUACAAGGUGGGGGAGGAGUAACCAUGAGAUUCAGUGACAUAACAGACUUAUGGAGACCUUGUCCCACUUUCUAGUCACCUCCUUUGGUGUUUCUAAUUUUGGAAUUUGGAGUUUUUGAACCAGAAGAUCUGAUCCAGCCUUGGCUUUGUCACCUCUGUGGCCCUGGUAGAGCCUCUUGGAGGGGAUGAAGAUAGUACCUGUGAUAGUUAUUGAGGAGGUGGUUGUAAAGAGCCAGUGAAAUACUAUGUGGGAAAACUCAGCCACUUGGAAUCAAGAGUAGACUAAUAACUGUGUGUAAUGGUGGAAAAGGAAAAGCUUGGCUUAUGUAUCUAGAAACCUCACGAUCUUCCCUUUUCAUUGUCCUUUGUGUAAAUUAUUUCCCGAUACCUCUCAGCAGUGUUAUGGUAGUAUGUUCUUAAUAACAAGGUGGGACAACAAGGCAGUGAAAUUUGGUAGCAGAAGUGUAAAAGGAAAUGGUAGAUCUGUCUCCAGUCAGAAAAUGAGCUCCGGGUUUUAGAAACAUCCAAAUCAAAACACCUUUGUGCCCAUAAAAGCACUAACCAUCCUCCCAUGCCUGUUCCCUAGCCAGCACACAUCUGGGCGGUGCGGUAUUUAUUUUUCAGUCUGUCUUUGUUCUUGUGAGCAUGCACAGCUAUAGAAUUGACUUGUCCUUUUCUUCUUAAAUAAUUCUAGAGCCACAUAUGUAUAAUGCUGUUUAAGUGACACCUGUAUGGCCUUUCCCCCUCUAAAUAUAGUCCAAUCUUUAUUUUUGGUAGCAAAGUUUAUAUUUCAUAGUUAUUUUAUUUCCCUGGAAGAUAUAUUUCAAAAAUCUAUUAUUUUUCCAUUCAUCAUUCAGCAGAUUUACCCUACAGUUUAAUCAGAAUACUCUCAGAGAAAAAAUAAAAACUAAUUAAAGUAUUAGCCUAAAUCCAACAUGCUUUGGAAGGCAAUUCUUCCUUUUAAUAUUGCAUUGUAAAAUCAAGAAAGUUAGCUUUAAUUUUUGUAUGAAAUUAAAUUUUCAUUUAUACAGCAUUCAAAAUUAUAGUUUACAUGUAUAUGACUUCUAAAAUAAAGUGUGGCAACAUAAUCUUUUCUGUAAAAAUAUUCCACACACAUGCAUAUGAUCUAAAUAAUCUUCUUGGUUGAGAACUUUCCCAUGCACAGUAAGUUUUUAAAAAAGAAUUGACUAUAUCAGUAUUUCCAAUAUUAAGAUAACUGGGUGCCACCUGGUGUUCAAUUUCUGCAACUACUAUCUUUACAAAUUAAAAACUGCUAUUCAAACCCAGGUUCUAAAAUCUACAUCUCGGAAAUAUCCAUUGAUGUUUAUAGUGGCAAAAGAAGAUCAUGAAAAGAAUGUAUGUGAUACCAAAAUUAGUAUAAAAAUAGUCACAUGCUAACUUAAAUAUGAAAAACAGACCUAAUCAUUUCUGACUGCAGAUGCAAAUUUUUGCCUCCCUUAAAUUUUUUCAAAACCUCAAGGGUACACCUAGCUAACUGAAAUACACAGAAAGUCGCUGUACAGUCAACAGGCCAGCCAAAACUAGGGCUCGCUCAUAACCCACGGGAAUAGGACAAAUGGUUUAUUCAAAACAUCCAUUUACUUACUGAAAGUGAUCAAAAUAGGAAAGGUAAUGCUUUCUCUCUUUUUGAAAAUAGUAGAUGUGCUCUUUUACUCAUAAGCUCCAUUACAUCAAAAGAACAAAGUGGCUUAACAUUUCAUUUAAUUCAGCACUACCAGUUUGCAGAGAAAUACCUUAGAAACAAAUCAUUCUGCUUUAACCAACUGCAUUCCAACUAAUGAUAAAUGUAAUCUUCUUUCAUAGGCCACAGCCAAAAUCCAAAUUGUUGAACAAUCCUCAGAGAAAUUGGAAUGUAAAAUGUUGAGGUCAAUUUAGAUAUCAUCCAUGUCUUCAUCGACAUCUCCCAAACUGGAUUUCAUCAUUAUCUGCAGGGCCGAAUGUAUGCUUCAUUGAUUUUUAGCUCGCCACAUGCCCUCAGACUUCUUGCAUCGUCUGCAUUGUAUUUUAAAAUUACAUCAGCUUUAUUGUCCUGUUGUCUCAUAGACCAACCUAUAUUAUAUCUGAUGUAUUUAUCCCAACCUUUUUUCUCUAUUUCCCGAUGAUGUGACACAGCCUCUUUACACCAUCAAAACGUGUUGCUUCUAAGCAGCCAUUUCCCAACAUUUUGAUUACUUGAGCAUAAUCUUGCCCAUCUUCUUCAACCACUAGUUCUUUUUUCAGAUCCAUUCUCAUUCUUACCUCCAUGCCUAUUUUUACCUCCUUUCCCUCCAUCCUUUGGCAUGGUGGUAAAAACAGCCUCGCUGCAUCUCCGACUCCUACCUGGGUGGUGGCCUAUUCGGGCAGUGGUGGCAGCAGCUACAGCAGCAGCUUCUCCAACAGGCACUAGAGGCAACACAUCAAGAAAGUUUUUGACUAAAAAAAUGAUAAAAUGAUAUCAUUUGUUAUCACUGUGUUCACCUUUUCCAUUAGGAAUACUAAACCCCAGUUGGCUAUUUUAAACAGGAGCUGUUUAGAUGUGACAGCCUAACCUCUUUGGGCUUUUUAGCCUAAAAUAUAUAAAUUUUUCAUUCACUAUCUGUAAUAUUUCUAGAUAUGGCGUCUCUUUGUGAUUUUAAUUGUUGAAUGAAAUUGUUGUGGGGUUAUCAACUGAAAUAAAAAAUCGUACAUAUAUGAUCAUU